This is a messenger RNA of Caenorhabditis elegans, 1277 nucleotides long. RefSeq names its product DUF7741 domain-containing protein (gene Y57G11C.38). Bases 63 to 1016 code for a protein of 317 amino acids. The transcript has 8 exons. NCBI's taxonomy places the organism in Eukaryota, Metazoa, Nematoda, Chromadorea, Rhabditida, Rhabditidae. The record is from RefSeq and is marked reviewed.
AGGAUUACCUAUUUCACAUGUUUUCUGUUCUUUUUCUCCUUCCACACGGAACCUUUUUCAAAAUGAAAAUUUUUUUAUUCCUUUUUCUAAUAGUCCCCACAGUCAAAGCAUCUGUAAUUUGUUACGAGUGCCAUGCAAACUCGACGGAGCAGGGGAAAUACUGCUCAAUUGACAAGUUGUGCGCGGGAACUUCUUGCUUUUUUCAACUAAACUCUGACAACAGUUGGUCUGCUGGAUGCUCUUCCACACUUUCCUCCAGUGCAAACAUCUCUUGUUCAGCAGCUUCAACAUCCAGUUCCAUAAAAUCAACUUGUUCGUGCAAUUCUGAUUUUUGCAAUUCCUUGGCAAAAUCUAAAAGUGCUCUGUCAGUUGGUACAAGAGGAAAUGGAUGGUGGGGACCGAGACCCAAUACUCAACAAAACAUAACCGUCAACCUAACUCUCCCAGAUCGCAAUCUUGUUCACUGUGAGGAAUGUGGAAGUGUCACAGUUGGGAAUACAACUAUUCAAAUCCCAUGUGAUCAUGAUCAUACUUGUCAGGGAAAUUAUUGUGUUUCAGUACGUGGACAAACUCCAUAUUCAUAUUGCGGUGGUGUAUGGGAUAGGGACACUGGGUCUGCCUGUAAAUCAAAUGGCCUGGAGCCAGAAGUAUGCACGUGCUCCAUGAAUAUGUGCAAUGUGCUCCUGGAUCCUGCUCCACUGAUGACAACACCGGUUAUGAAUGACCCUACUCUCCUAACUCUCGCCACAAUUGCUCUGGGAGAUGAAACAGCUGUUACGCCAGCAAUAAUCAUUCCAGAACCACAACCAACAGUUGGAACACCUGUAACAACUGUUAAGCCGACUACCAAAAGAAAGUGCAAAAAUGCAAAAUUGUCGCCAAAUGACCAGGCAGUGUUCAUGGGAGAAAAGCUGAAGAAUCUGAUUUUGGGAGGAUUUGGUUCAGAGGAUGGAGCAGUCCAGAACUUCGAAGACGAUAUCAAUGAUCAUAUCUGCAACUAUUCAGAGGAUGAGUGAUCCCUUUUGGACGUAUUCAAACCAUUUUCUCCCAAAUUCCAAUAUACCCCCUCUUGUCAGUUCAUAUUAUCAUUUAUCACUAAUAAAUAUUAAUUGUUUCCCCCGUCUUCCGCCUGUUCAGCUUCUUCCCCCCCAGAUACCCCAAAAGCUUGAUACGUAUUCUUCUAUUCAUUUUUGGGUCAUAUAUAUGCCCGAAUUCUUCUUAUCCAAAAAGAGAGAUGAAUUGGCAAUUCAAAGUGAUAUGAAUGAAGACAUUCCAUU